This is a messenger RNA of Microtus ochrogaster (prairie vole), 4692 nucleotides long. It is a transcript of the gene Gpsm1, whose product is annotated as G protein signaling modulator 1. NCBI's taxonomy places the organism in Eukaryota, Metazoa, Chordata, Mammalia, Rodentia, Cricetidae. Bases 1326 to 3443 code for a protein of 705 amino acids. Gene Ontology annotation, cellular component: cell cortex. The transcript is spliced from 14 exons. Gene Ontology annotation, biological process: establishment of mitotic spindle orientation. The record is from RefSeq and is a predicted model, not a curated record. Gene Ontology annotation, molecular function: G-protein alpha-subunit binding; GDP-dissociation inhibitor activity.
UGUGGGAACACAGAGGUUUCAGGAACUUCUCUGCCCAGCCACAUCAGUCUGGCUGGCCCCAAGAGGACAGGAGAGAGUGAAAAGCAAAGCGGGCAUGUUAGUGAGGAGGCAGGGAGGCCCAAGAGAGCCCCCCCUGGGUGGGGGUUCCGGGCUGUACUCUGAUACUCUUGGCCAAGGUAUUCCAUGAAUGGAACCCCUGUCUCUACAGAGCCUCAGAGCAGAACUGAGUUAUCCAGGGUCUGGAAGCCCUCUCCACCCUGGAGUUUCUAUCUCCAGGACUAAGAGCUCAAAGUGCUGUCCAGUCUCCUGUGACUGCAGCUAUACCCCUUCGCUGGGUUCCAUAGCCAAAAGGCAUAUAGCUUGGCUGGACGGCUUCCAGGGGUGGUCCUGUCAUCACUGGGAUAAGGCCAAAACGCGGCAGUGGUCUAGCGGAAGACCUCUGAGAGCCCACCAGCACACUGCCCCCAGGCACUGGAUUGGGCCCUCAUCCUGUGGGCCUCUGUCCAUAGGUGGGCAUUGGUAGCUCCCCUCCAUUCUUGGAGCCCCUCCCUUUGCCCUGGACAGGCGAGAAGGUGUCUGGAAAAUUAGAAGUUAAGAGGAAAAUCUCAGCUUCCCUGGAAGCAGCCUUUGCAGACCCCUCAUGGCCCUAUACCCUGGUUAGAUCUGGAACCUGGAGCUUACCUUAAAGAGCUGGACGAGUGUAACAGCAGGCAGGAGUCCUGCAGGGUGAAGAGGACUCCGUGUUCCAGGUCAGAUGAGUUGCCCAUGCCAGGAUCCAGGGCAGAACAAACGCCAGGGGCUGGAGAGAGUAAAGAGGCCAAGUACCAGCCUUGUCCAGAGUCCUAGCUUUGCCCGGCCGUGGGACAGGCUCUCCUAGCUGGCAUUCCCGGUGGUAGGCUCCGGCUUCCUGCCAGCCUGUGUCAGCACAUGGUGGGGUGCAGAGCUGGAUUUCGGGGCUCUCAUGCACUAUCCCUACCAUCUUUCACCUCUAGUGUUGCCAACGGCAGCUAUGUGCAAUCCUAACACUCCUGAAGUCCCUGGGUCCUGGGUCUGACCUGCAUAAAAGUUAACCAAAGGAUUGGCGCCAUGCUUGCUGCCCAGCCCCCAAGGAGGACAGAAGGGCAAUAGAGGAUUACCUCAGGCUCCCCGCCCCACCCCUAUCUACCAUCGUGCUCAUCCAUCCAGCCUGAGCUGCCCUUGAUCCUUCCAUCCACGUCAUAUCCAGGGAAGGAGGGAGGUGCUGUUGAAGAGCUUGGGGUCUCCUGGAACCCAGCUUUGGAGCCUAAGAUUGGCACAUCUCCUGGGACCAUAACCAGAACUCUGUGAUGCAGGCUACCACCAUGGAGGGCCAGCCGUUGGCCCUGAGCUUGGCAGAGAAGGCUGUGUGCAAGGUGGUCUAUGGUGCCCCUCGCCCCCGCCCCCUGCUACUGCCUGUGGGCCUGGAGCUGUGGCUGUAUGUGCAGAAGAUGCGCAACCUACAGAGAAAGAGGAUGGAGGCGUCCUGUCUGGAGCUGGCACUGGAAGGCGAGCGGCUGUGCAAGGCGGGGGACUUCAAGGCAGGUGUGGCCUUCUUUGAGGCCGCCGUGCAGGUGGGCACUGAGGACCUGAAGACACUGAGUGCCAUCUAUAGUCAGCUGGGCAAUGCCUACUUCUAUCUGAAGGAGUAUGCCCGGGCCCUGCAGUUCCACAAACAUGACCUCCUGCUGGCACGGGCCAUUGGCGACCGCAUGGGGGAGGCCAAGGCCAGCGGGAAUCUAGGCAACACACUCAAGGUCCUAGGCCGGUUCGAUGAGGCCAUCGUCUGCUGCCAACGACACUUGGACAUUGCCCAGGAGCAGGGGGACAAGGUUGGGGAGGCGAGGGCCCUCUACAACAUUGGUAAUGUGUACCACGCCAAGGGCAAACAGCUGUCCUGGAAUGCCGCGCAGGACCCCGGGCACUUGCCACCUGAUGUCCGCGAGACGCUGCACAGGGCCUCUGAGUUCUAUGAGAGGAACCUGUCCCUGGUGAAGGAACUAGGCGAUCGCGCGGCCCAGGGCAGGGCCUAUGGCAACCUGGGUAACACCCACUACCUGCUGGGAAACUUCACUGAGGCCACAACCUUCCACAAAGAGCGCCUGGCCAUUGCCAAGGAGUUUGGAGACAAGGCGGCUGAGAGGAGGGCCUACAGCAACUUGGGCAAUGCCCACAUCUUCCUGGGGCGCUUUGAUGUGGCUGCUGAACAUUACAAGAAGACGCUGCAGCUGUCCCGGCAGCUCAGGGACCAGGCAGUGGAAGCGCAGGCCUGCUACAGCCUGGGCAACACCUACACGCUGCUGCAGGACUACGAGCGUGCUGCUGAGUACCACCUGCGGCACCUGGUCAUUGCGCAGGAGCUGGCUGAUAGGGUGGGAGAGGGCCGGGCAUGCUGGAGCCUGGGGAACGCCUACGUGUCCAUGGGGAGCCCCGCACAGGCCUUGACCUUUGCCAAGAAACAUCUGCAGAUCUCCCAGGAGAUCGGAGACCGGAACGGAGAGCUCACAGCUCGCAUGAAUAUUGCCCAGUUGCAGCUGGCACUGGGCCGGCUGACAAGCCCAGCAGCAGCAGAAAAGCCAGAUCUGGCUGGCUACGAGGCACAAGGAGCUAGACCCAAGAGGACACAGAGGCUGAGCGCCGAGACCUGGGACCUGCUGCGGCUCCCCCUGGACCGGGAGCAGAAUGGAGACACCCACCACACAGGGGACUGGAGGGGGCCAGGCAGGGACUCGCUCCCCCUCCCCGUGAGGAGCAGGAAGUACCAGGAAGGGUCAGAUGCCAUUGAGAGGAGACUGCGGGAGGGCAGCCACUCUCCACUGGACAGCGCUGACGUGAGGGUCCAGGUGCCUCGCACGGGUAUUCCCAGGGCCCCAUCUUCGGACGAGGAGUGCUUCUUUGACCUGCUGAGUAAGUUCCAGAGCAGUCGUAUGGAUGACCAACGCUGCCCCCUGGAGGAAGGCCAGGCAGGGGCUGCUGAGGCCACAGCUGCCCCAACCCUGGAGGAGAGGGCAGCUCAGCCCUCCGUGACAGCUUCACCACAGACUGAGGAGUUCUUUGAGCUCAUUGCCAGCUCCCAGAGCCGUCGGCUGGAUGACCAGAGGGCUAGCGUGGGCAGCCUGCCUGGGCUACGCAUCACCCUCAACAAUGUGGAGCACCUCCGAGGCGACGGGGACCCUCAGGAGCCAGGGGAUGAGUUUUUCAACAUGCUUAUCAAGUACCAGUCCUCCAGGAUUGAUGACCAGCGCUGCCCACCCCCGGAUGUGCUGCCCCGAGGCCCCACUAUGCCUGAUGAGGAUUUCUUCAGCCUCAUCCAGAGAGUGCAGGCUAAGCGGAUGGAUGAGCAGCGUGUGGACCUUGCUGGGAGCCCGGAGCAGGAGGCCAGUGGGCUGCAUGAGCCCCGGCAGCAGUGUCCACCAGGUGCCAGCUAAGGCCUCACCCCUCCAGCCAGGCACGCCCUGCCCUGGACUCUGGGGACUCAGUUGUCCACAGUGGCCGUAACCCCUUGAUAAGCCAAAUCUUUCCAAGGCCAUGAUGGAGAGCCAGCUCAGCCCCUAACCCCUUCCCACUGAGCCAAUGAUGGGCACCCAGCCCUCAAGGAACCCCCAUCCCAGGGUGGUGGGCUCAGGCUAGAGCUGCUAUAUGGGGGAGGGCAUGCUUCUGACCCCAUAUGGCCCAUAGCUUCCUGCAGACCCCGCCCUACCCUGCUCCAGGCUGGGCCUUCAGCAUGUUGGCCCCAAGCCCCGGUGCUGUCCAGACCCUUCUCCCUCAAGCCCUGCCCUGCCAAAUGUGAAAUUCUGCCAACUCCCCCAAGCUCCCCAGGGGAGCCUCAAAGACUCUUCUGGGGGCUACAGUGGCACGGCAUGUUCUGUCCCCCAGCUGGUCCUGGGAUGGCUAUGCAGGAGGUACACUCUGUAUUCUGCCUCACCUCCCCAGGGCAGGCCCUAUCCUGGCCUGUCUGUGCCCAACUCUGCCGCAGGAGAUUGACAGCUGCAAAGUCCAGACACCCUGACCAAGUAGUCGCCAGCCUUGCACUUGGCCUUUGAGGAAAGAUGAACCUUCUCCAGCAGGGGGACAAGGCAAGCUUCCAAGCCAAAAACACAGGCAGGGUCUUGUCCUAGGAGGACUUGUCCUGCCGGCUGGCAGUGGGUAUUAUGAGGUAUCUGUUCAGCUAGAUCCUCCAGUCCCCUCAGUGAACACACACCCCUUUCUACUAGGGAAAUGGUACCUUGGCUUUCUCCUCAAGGGGUCGAGCUGCAACAUCUGAGUUGGACACAGGGUACUGCAGUUGGGGUGGAGAUUCAGGCCGGACUGCUGGGGCAUCCACGAGACAGACCUUUGGGGACUAUUGCCCCAGCUCUUGCCUGCAGAUCCUGCAAGUAGCCCUACUGGAGGGUUCUGUACAACCCAGGGCCUCUUACCCUGCAGCCUAGGAGGGGGCCAGGGUAAGGGAAACUGUAGGGCCAGCCCUGUGAUCCAACUUUUAAGAGGGAACAGCACCCCAAGGGCAGGAACAAAUACCAGAGCACAGGGUCUCGGGCGGGACGUAGUGGCCGCCUGCAUACUUGAAUGUACAUGCGUAUUUAUUGCUCACACGUGUUUGCCAUGUUAUCCACGGGUUCUUUCCAACCCGAGAGGUACGUUUUUGUUUUACCCAGAAAUAAAACGUCUGCCAAGUGA